This is a messenger RNA of Belonocnema kinseyi, 4373 nucleotides long. RefSeq lists its product as uncharacterized. The record is from RefSeq and is a predicted model, not a curated record. The transcript has 10 exons. Gene Ontology annotation, molecular function: tRNA (guanine) methyltransferase activity; RNA binding. The coding region runs from base 91 to 4269 and encodes 1392 amino acids. Lineage: Eukaryota; Metazoa; Arthropoda; Insecta; Hymenoptera; Cynipidae. Gene Ontology annotation, biological process: tRNA methylation.
GAAACUCAUUUUUCGAUUUUCGCUCUUGGAAUUUUGAUUAAUUACAAUAAUAUCUUUCGAGUUUAAUUAAACUGAAAUCGUCUCUAAAAUAUGAAUCUGCACGAAAAAUUCCUGAACUCGCCCACAGUAGAUUUUUCAAUUUUAUCAAAGACACAAUUCAGCAAUUCUGUAAAUCUGAUCCAUGAAUUAAUAAAAUCUUACGAUGAAGAAUUAAUAAGAGGAAAAUUAACUAAAAAUAGUCUAAAAUCAUACCAUAUGCUUCUCUGCAAUGAAUAUCAUAAAAAAAGACUCGAAAAAUCUCAGAAAAUCCUAAAUUUAUCAACAACCACUGACCUCUUUUUAAAAAUAAAACAAUUCUCUCACGAAGAAUUAUUAAUAAUCUACGACAUUAUAAUCCUCAAACUGAUUCUCUUCACCGCAGACAUUUCCAAGGAAUUAGAAAAUUUUCAAAUAAAUUUUGUCAAUUCCUUCGAAGAGAAAGAGGCGGGAAAGCAGUACAUGAAAAUAAUCGAGUGUUUUCUAGACGCUUUUGAACUGAAUCAAAAAAUGGGGAAAUCCCUGAAUCUCUUUAUCUCAAGAGAUUUAGAAAUUUGGUAUCAAGCAAAAGAUUCAGAUUGGAAAUCUCUCAUUUCAAUUCUGCCAAAAUUGAUUAAAAUCACGGGUUUGGAAUCUUUGGAUUCCUUCUGGAAUUUUUUACUCCGGCCUGGUCAAGAUUUAAAAAAUUCCUUGACCGGUUUAUGCAUUUUUAUAGAUGCAUAUCUAAAAACCGAGAGCCAACAAAAAAAUCUCUUCCUGUUUUCGGAUAAAAGAUUGUGGGAAAUAAUCCUAAAUGGAUUGAGGUCCAGGAUUGAGUUUGAAAGAAAAGAAUCUCUUUAUUUAUUUAAAAUAAUCACUGAAUUUCUCGAGAAGGAAACAGUAAAACGGGAAUUAAAACCGGAAAUAUUCUCUUGUAGCAAAAAGGAUUUUGUUCCUAAUUAUAUUUUAAUUCUUGAAUCUCUAGAAGAAAAACAACAGCACAUGGUAAUUCCUUCUUUGCAACUUUUAAAUUCUCUAAUAUCAGCGAAUUGCGAGCACCAAAAAUGUGGAAACUGUUUCGAUUUUCCGUGGCUUCUCUGCAUUUUUGAAAAGAUUUUGCAACACGAAAAUAACGCGGUAAUUAAAUACGGGAUUUCUUUGAUUUUAAAAUUAAAUCCUCAACUCUAUGACGAUCGUUUCUUGAAAAUUUUGACAGAAACCUUGAAUAAUCGAUUCCUCUACGAAAGUGAAGAUCAGGUUCCAAAAAUCGUUACAAAACUCGAAGAUUUAUUUAUCCAAGCCGAGAAUUUGAAAAUAAAUCUCUUACCGAAAUUUUUGUCAGCGAUCGCAGACAUUUCUUGGGAUCCGGUUUCCAUAUUUUAUGUAACUUUUGCCCUUCGCUCGGCCGCAGAAAAAAUAGAAACAAUCUCUUUUCCUUGGAAAGAGGAUCAGCUGAUGAAAAUUAAAUGUCUCGUUGAGAAGAAUUUAAAACUGCACUCUCCGGUUUUGAGAAAAGAGUCUCAAACGAAUAUAAUUAUUGCAAUAACUCGUUUCGCAGAUAUGAAUUUAAAAAGUCUUGGGAAGAUUCUAUCUUUUUUUCCGAACGAGACUUUCUCUGAAAAAAAUUGGAAAAUUAUUCUCGAUUCGCAGAAAAUAGAAAAAGCGAAUGUCGAGAAAUUCGUUGAAGAAUCUUGCAGAGAUAUUCGAGAAGGAAAUUUGGAUUCUGUCGAAUCGUUUGCGACUAUUUUAGUGAUUUUGUGUGACCUGAAAUUCUUGAAAAGAGAGAGCAGAAUUCUGUUGGAAGUGAUUGAUCUGUUAAAUAAUAUCCAGUCGAUAAAGUCAAGGCCUUAUAUGAAUUACGAAUUGGCAGAUCGAAUUCUUGAGCUUAUUUAUUGGAUGAUUUUAAGAGCUCAAAAUUCCGAUUCUUCAGAAAUUAUUUACGAAAUUAUUUCUCCUUAUUUUGAAUCUGGAUUCGACUUUCUCUUGAUCAGAAAGAAAAACUUGAGUUAUGAAAAAGUUCAGAAAUAUACUGCAAUUCUAAAUUUAUUGGUUUCAUCAGUAACCAAAACAGAUGCAAAUUAUCGAAGAAUUUUGGAAGAAGGGAUCUACUCUUUAGAAAAUUAUAAUGCUUCUGGAUUACAAAGAAUUUAUGGGAUAAAUUUUCUGCGGAUUUAUCAAAAAUCGAGAGAUUUGAGUCGAGAAAUCAUUUCGCGUUUGAUAAAUGUUUCUGCGAUUCCGAUGUCUUUCGAGGAAGAGGAAAGCCUCUCCGGUAUAAAGGGGAAAGCAACCACAGAAUAUUAUACAAUUCUUGGAAAAAUUAUGAAUUCUCACUUGGAAAAAUCGGAAGAAAUUUUCGAAAAUUGGAUUUCAUUUUCCUCCUCACUUUUCGAUAAAGCAGGAACGAGUGGUGUUCCUUUUGUGAUAGGAAUAUUGUCACAAAUUCUCGAAAAGGGAUUGGUUUUGGAGAAGGAUCAAGAAGAAGUGAAAUUGCUGGUCAGAACUUGUUGGAAAUCUAUUUUUGAGGGGAAAAAGAAUCGUUUAUUCUGGGCUGCUUUUGAUAAACUUCUGAAGCUGAUCUUGAAUCCAAAGUGUUUCGGUUUUGAGGAUAGAAUUGUGGAUGAGUUCAUAACCGAAAUUUUGAAAGAAGGAGAAGCAGUUCCAAAUAUAAAGAUUGAGUUGUUAAAAAAUUUGGAAAAUUUAGAUCCAAGGAUAUCCCUUUUUCAAAAAUCAAUUUUGGAUUGUCUACUUCAUGGACAAGUUCUUCGUCGAGAUGUGAAAAUAGAAUUGCAAACUAUUGCAUUUUUAAAAAAUUCUUCUCUAGAUGGGAGACUUUCAAAUCAUAAUCAAGAUUCGGAAGUUAGAGCGCGUGCAAUAAUUUUAAUAUUUAAAGCGAUCACUUCUGUUGAGAAUUACUCAUCAUCAUUUUUCCCACUUGUGAUGGCGGUGCUAAGGAAAUUUAAAGGGAAAAGAUAUUUCGGUGAUUCAAAUUCGCAUCGAAUCCAGCAGAGACUUUUUCAACUGUUGUUGAUUUUGGAACCAUUUUUAGAUGAGGCUAGCACUGAGAAUUUAGAAAAGGAAAUAGUUGAAACUGUUUUAUCAAAUGCUGAUCAACUCAGUAUUCAGAUAAUGAUGUCCUGGAUUCUUACAAGGAUUUAUGCCAGAAAAACUGACAAAACUAGCUUGUGGAAUUUAUUCAAAGAGGUUAAAGAAAAACGUCCAGGUAAUCUAAAAUUUGUUGCUGGCGUGAUUUUUCACGUUUCAAAACUUUUAAAAGGUAAGGAAUUUGAAAGUUUUGCACAAACUGCUAUUUCUCACCUCGCACCUGAAUGUUUGGGUCCCACUUUUAACACCCGUCUUGCUUGUCAAAUAGUGAUUUUGAAACUUUAUGAAGUUAUGCAAAAGAAAGAUAUACUGUCUAAAGCAAUUCUGGAAAUAAUGGACGAUCGAAAUUUCAAGAUCGCAAAUGAGUUUUAUUACAACAAUUUUCAUUCUUUGGAAAACUACAGUUUGGAGUCUAUUUACUACGAAGUACCUCGUUUAACGAGCAUGAAUAAUGAUGAACUAAUACCGCCAAAAGUUUUUGAAACUCUUCAAUUUUCUGAAAACAAGCCAUAUCCGUUAAAAUUGUUUGAUGACAGAAAUUCUUUGAGUCUGGCAACUGUUUCAACCACCACAAAGUUCGCAGAAAAAGAAGAUAUUUUAAGUAACGAUCUCGACUAUUUCGACCUUCAGAAAAAAAUCAUUCCCGAAAAAUCGCCAGGGUCAAAUGAAAUAAAUAAAGAGGAAGGUAUUAUCGUCAUUGCUUCCUUGGUCGAAAAAGUGCCAAAUCUGGGAGGUAUUGCCAGAACUUGUGAAAUUUUCGGAGCAAGUGAACUGGUAUUGGCAAGUAAAAAGAUAGCGGAAAAUAAAGAAUUUCAGUCACUAAGUGUGACUGCUGAAAAAUGGAUCAAAGUUACUGAGGUGAAGCCUCCUGAAUUAUCGAAGUACUUGUUAGAAAUGCAGGAAAAAGGCUGGAAGUUAGUUGGUUUAGAACAAACUGCCUAUAGCUCUAAUCUACUGGAAACGAAAUUCGAGAAAAAGACACUUCUUCUUCUGGGGAAUGAAAAAGAUGGAAUACCACCGCAUUUGAUUCCCAUUUUGGAUACGUGUGUGGAAAUUCCACAAAUUGGAGUAAUUAGAUCGCUUAAUGUACAUGUUACUGGAGCAAUUUGCAUUUGGGAAUAUGCGAAACAACAUUCUUUUAAGGCGUACUAAAUUGACUGAAAAAAUCAUUUUAAUAUCGAAUAAUGAUUCAGUUCUAUGUCCGAUCACUUAUAUUAUAUUUUUGUAAAUAAUUAAAUUAAAAUAUUCAUUUACAU